Chenopodium quinoa (quinoa) is the source of this 1040-nucleotide messenger RNA. Its product is annotated as non-specific lipid transfer protein GPI-anchored 2-like. The transcript is spliced from 3 exons. NCBI's taxonomy places the organism in Eukaryota, Viridiplantae, Streptophyta, Magnoliopsida, Caryophyllales, Amaranthaceae. The record is from RefSeq and is a predicted model, not a curated record. The coding region runs from base 224 to 808 and encodes 194 amino acids.
ACAUUGAAGUCCAAAAAUAAUAAGAUAGUUGGAAGUUAGGUUUUCACAUUUAUUAAUUUUUCAUCUAAUAAAUUCUUAUUUAUUUAUUUAUACCUUACUCUUAAAAUAAAUAUACCAUCAUAUUCUUUCAUAUAUCAACACCACAACGUUAAACUCUCUUCACUCUCAUCAGCCAAAAACAGAGCAACCCCAAAAAACAGGGGAACAAGAAAAGAAGCAAAAUAUGGCAAAUUUCUCGAAAACUACGAUGUGGGUAGUUGUGAUUUUUGGGCUGAUUUCAAUCGGAAGCUUGAAUGUGGAGGGUCAGACGGCGGUUCCGGCGCCGUCGCCGGCGGAGGGGCCGGGCACGGCGGGGUCAGACUGUAUGAGCCUGAUAUACAAUAUGUCAGAUUGUUUGACUUAUGUUGAGAAAGGGAGUAAAUCAGCAAAACUUGAUAAAAAUUGUUGCCCUGAAUUAGCUGGAAUGUUGGAUACUAACCCAAUUUGUUUGUGUCAAAUGUUGGGUAAAAAUAAGGAUUUUCCAAUUGAUUUGGAUCUUAAGAAAGCUCUUAAAUUGCCUUCUGUUUGUGGACUUCAAACUCCUGAUGUUAGCUUGUGUUCAGUGGCUGGAUACCCAGUAGGUGCACCAUCAGCAGGAGGACCUUCAUCGGCACCACUAGCCGGGAUGUCACCGGAUGCAGGUGGAAUGUCGCCGGAGGCAGCAGGAGGAGAUUCAGCAGGGAAGAAUGGAGCCUCAUCAAGUGCACAUUUCAAUGUAGCUUAUCUUGCUGCUGGCUUUGCAAUGGCAUUCACGUUAUUUAAACUUUGAAGAGUAGAUCAAAUUAUGUCCUUUGAACCGAUGUUCAUUUAGUUCGUGUUUGCUUAAAUGCUUUGAUUAUACUUCCCUAUUUAUUUGACCAUUUCAUUCACAUUUGUAUUUGUUGCUGUACUUAAUUUUAGCUCCUAGUUCAACUAUUCAAAUUAAUAAUAAUAAUUAAGGCAGGAGAUUUUAUUCAAUUAUACUAUGGAGUAUACGGAGUACAUUUUUAAGUGUUGACCAA